Molecule: messenger RNA, 315 nt
Organism: Microthlaspi erraticum
Lineage: Eukaryota; Viridiplantae; Streptophyta; Magnoliopsida; Brassicales; Brassicaceae
Source: the annotation of a GenBank genome assembly
AUGACGAGGAGUAAGGUGAAGCUUGCUUUGAUUUCCAACGAUGCUUCGAGGAAAAACACCUUUAGAAAAAGAAACAAAGGUCUGCUGAAGAAAGUGAACGAGUUAUCGACUCUAUGCGGUGUCCCUGCAUGCGCCAUCAUCUACAGUCCAUACACCACCAAUCCCGACGUGUGGCCGUCAAAUGCCGGCGUGCACAGCGUUAUUUCGGAGUUCCGGGCGUUGCCGGUGCUGGACCAACAGAAGAAAAUGUUGGACCAAGAGGCGUUCAUCAGACAACGCAUAGCCAAAGCUUCCGAGCAGCUAGAAAGAGAGUAA